Momordica charantia (bitter melon) is the source of this 747-nucleotide messenger RNA. Lineage: Eukaryota; Viridiplantae; Streptophyta; Magnoliopsida; Cucurbitales; Cucurbitaceae. The record is from RefSeq and is a predicted model, not a curated record.
AUGCAGUUGGAUCAACUAGACUUACAUCGUGAUAUCUUUUUCUUCUUCAUUCUGAUUUUUGUUUUCGUAUCACGGAUCUUGGUUCGCGGUUUAUGGCAUUUCCACUAUAAAAAAAAUAAAAUACCGCAAAGGAUUGUUCAUGGAACUACUAUCGAGAUUCUUUGGACCAUUUUUCCUAGUAUCAUUCCGAUGUUCAUUGCUAUACCAUCAUUUGCUCUCUUAUACUCAGUGGACGAGGUAGUAGUAGAUCUAGCCAUGACUAUCAAAGCUAUUGGACAUCAAUGGUAUCAGACUUAUGAGUAUUCUGACUAUAACAGUUCCGAUGAACAGUCACUCACUUUUGACAGUUAUACGAUUUCAGAAGAUGAUCUAGAAUUGGGUCAAUCACGUUUAUUAGAAGUGGACAAUAGAGUGGUUCUACCAGCCAAAACUCAUCUACGUAUUAUUGUAACACCUGCUGAUGUACCUCAUAGUUGGGAUGUACCUUCCUCAGGUGUCAAAUGUGAUGYUGUACCUGGUCGUUUAAAUCAGAUCUCCAUUUUGGUACAACGAGAAGGAGUUUACUAUGGUCAGUGCAGUGAGAUUUGUGGAACUAAUCAUGCCUUUACGCGUGCGCCCGGAAACAUAGGCCGACUGCUGAGCCCACUCUGGCUCAGGCGUACCACCUGGGGUGCGGGCCACCCAAGAAGCAAGCUAUUACAGCAAGCGGCUGGAGCUAUAGGGAGUCGGGAGCAAAGCAGUAGAUAA